Molecule: messenger RNA, 819 nt
Organism: Panicum virgatum (switchgrass)
Lineage: Eukaryota; Viridiplantae; Streptophyta; Magnoliopsida; Poales; Poaceae
Product: BTB/POZ and MATH domain-containing protein 1-like
Exons: 2
Coding region: 1-819 (272 amino acids)
Biological process (GO): protein ubiquitination
Molecular function (GO): protein binding
Source: RefSeq, a predicted model, not a curated record
AUGGUCGACGGGUACUCCAAGUUCGUGGAGGCCGGCCGGAUCAUCGCAUCUAACUUGUUCCUCGCCGGAGGGCACGACAUGUUUAUCGAGGUCGAGGGCAUCCCAUGCCGCCAAGUGAAGGAGGUGAUUACCGUCAACCUUUGUCUCGGUUGCCCUGCUGAUGAAGUGAAGGCAAUGUGCAAGUUGACCCUGCUCAGCCGUGCUGGAGGGAUCAUCUCCUCGACCCAAAGAUUCUAUACCUUCUCAGAAACAGACUACUACAACAAGACGGAGGAGAUGAACAUCUCAGCUCUGCUCGAGGACAGCUUCCAGAUCAGGUGCGAAGUCACCGUCGUCAAGGAGAUAACCGAGGCGCGGCCGCCGGACCUGCCCCGGCACCUCGGCGGCCUCCUGGCGAGCCAGGUCGCGGCGGACGCGACGUUCCAGGUCGGCGGCGAGCUCUUCGCCGCGCACCGGUGCGUGCUCGCCGUCCGCUCCGCGGUCUUCAUGGCCGAGCUCUUCGGCCCGGGGAAGGUGGAGAUUGCCGCCGCCGCGGCCCCCGUGCGGAUCGAUGACGUGGAGCCGAGGGUGUUCCAGGCCUUGCUGCACUUCGUCUAUACCGACUCCUUUCCUGAGGAAGAGGGUGGUCGCUUCUGCGUUGACGAAGACGACUACGACUACGACGACAAGGUAGCCAUGGCGCGGGGUCUGCUCGCGGCGGCGGAUAGGUUCGGCGUGGAGAGGCUCAAGCUGACCUGCGGCGACGUGCUGUGCAACUACAUCGACGCGCGCACGGCCAUGGACCUGCGUUCUAUCCUAUAUUCUCAGUAUUACGGUUGA